This is a messenger RNA of Sander lucioperca (pikeperch), 4965 nucleotides long. RefSeq names its product ANTXR cell adhesion molecule 1b (gene antxr1b). The record is from RefSeq and is a predicted model, not a curated record. Bases 245 to 2098 code for a protein of 617 amino acids. Gene Ontology annotation, molecular function: signaling receptor activity. The transcript is spliced from 18 exons. Gene Ontology annotation, cellular component: membrane. Lineage: Eukaryota; Metazoa; Chordata; Actinopteri; Perciformes; Percidae.
UCUCAGCAAAAAAAGUGUUGAUGUGAACUCAUGGCACCGUGUGCUUAAAAGAUUUAGUGUGGAGAGAGAGGGAGCUGAAGACUGAGUCCCACCACCUUCACUCCUCCUCUGCCAGCACACAUCUGCUGCUGAGGAGAUGAGAGGAGCGUUUAAUGCCUUGGAAAUCGGUCUGUGCAGCAUGGCAGACUGCAUCAGUGUGCUGUGAGAGGGAAAGUGGACGAAAAUCUCCAACUGGAAAGUAUUUAUGUUUACCUUCUCUUUGGUUGAGCUGGUGUUUUCCCUUAAACUUGGGGUGAUGUCCCAGUGCUGGUGCAGGCAGGUCCUGCUCGGUGUGGAACUGGGCAUGCUGGUGGCGGUCCUGGUGGCCGGCAGUGCAGGACAGAUCCAUAACAGGAGGGAGGCAGGUUCAUCCUGCUACGGAGGAUUUGACCUGUACUUUGUUUUGGACAAGUCUGGCAGUGUGCAACAUUACUGGAAUGAGAUAUAUUACUUUGUUGACCAUCUGGCUCACAAGUUUAUCAGUCCUCAGCUGCGGAUGUCUUUCAUUGUAUUUUCAACAGAAGGAAGGAUUCUCAUGGCACUAACAGAAGACAGAGAGCAGAUUCGGGCUGGACUAGAGGAGCUAAGCAUGGUGCAACCAGGUGGAGACACCUUCAUGGACAAAGGUUUUCAAAGAGCCAGCGAGCAAAUAUACUAUGGCACUGGAGAUGGUUACCGGACAGCCAGUGUCAUUAUUGCCCUGACGGACGGUGAGCUGAGGGAAAAUCAGUUUGACCUGGCACAAAGAGAGGCCAGCAGAGCACGACAGUUGGGUGCCACUGUGUACUGUGUGGGAGUGAAAGACUUCAAUGAAACCCAGCUUUCAACGAUAGCUGACAGUACAGACCAUGUCUUCCCGGUGAAUGAUGGAUUUGAGGCGCUACAAGGGGUUAUUGACUCGAUCCUGAAGAGAUCAUGCAUUGAGAUCCUGGCUGUAGAGCCCUCCAGCAUCUGUGAAGGAGAAUCGUUCCAGGUGGUAAUCAAAGGAAAUGGUUUCCUUCACGCCCGAGACGUAGAGAAAGUUCUCUGCAGCUUUCGCGUCAAUGACACAAUUACUUUGAUGAAAAGACCUUUGGUGGUGAGAGAUACCUACCUUUUGUGCCCAGCUCCUGUUCUGGAAAAAGAGGGAACGUCUGCCACUCUUCACGUCAGCAUGAAUAAUGGCCUGAGCUUUAUAUCAAGCUCCGUCACAAUUACUGCAGUCACUUGUUCUGAUGGGACCUUUGUGGCCAUAGCUCUGCUUAUCCUGCUGCUCCUGCUCACCAUGCUUCUGUUGUGGUGGUUCUGGCCUCUCUGCUGCACCGUGGUUAUUUAUGAGCCACCUCCUCCAGUUAUAGAGGACAGCUCUGAUGAUGAAGACGGUUUUCCCAAGAAAAGGUGGCCCACAGUGGACGCCUCAUACUACGGAGGACGUGGAGUCGGAGGCAUCAAGAGAAUGGAGGUCCGAUGGGGAGAUAAAGGCUCAACUGAAGAAGGAGCCAAACUGGAAAAAGCUAAAAACGCUCGAGUUGUGAUGCCUGCGGAGGAGUAUGAUCCACCACGGCCUUACUACAACAUUCACAAAUCUAUCCGCCCCCAAAAGUGGUACUCUCCCAUCAAGGGCAAACUGGAUGCUUUGUGUGUAUUCCUGAGAAAAGGCUAUGACAGAGUGGCUGUGAUGCGACCUCACGCUGGAGACAAGGGCAAGUGCAUAAACUUUACCCGAAGCAAAUCCUACCCUGCUCCUCGCUAUCCAAUCUACAACAAUCCCUCCACGCCUGUCUACACUUUGCCCCACAGUUACCAGCGUCGUCCGUCAGAGGGCAGCCACAUCUUCCAUUUGCCCCCUUCGCCAACUUCCACGCUCCCCCCUCUACCGUCCACUCCUCCCCCGUCCUUCACCACCCCUCCCAUGUACACACCACCUCCAAACAGAGCCCUGCCCCCUUCUUACAUGAGCUCAGUCUCUGCACCUCUGUCUCCAACUGGCUCCCUACCUCCUCCCCCUCAGGGUCCACCCCCAUGUAGAGCGCCUCCUCCGUCACGCCCUCCUCCACACCCCAAUCAUGAGAGCCACUGAUGAUUAAAAAACAAAGAGUUGAUGAGAAGGAUCCAAGCUCAGGAUGGAAACCUGAAAGGAUCCUCUCACUGGGCCUCUGUCCAAACAGAGUGACUGUAUAAUGUUGCCUUUUGAGGCUGCAGCUGGUGAGUCAACUCCUGCACAGUCUGUUUUCCUCACGCAUGAUGUGCCAUGAAAUAUGACUUUUUUUUUAAGUAGCAAGCACAGCUUUGGCUAUUACAUGCUUUUUGAGCAAAGCAACUUCAUUUUCUUAUCAAAUCAGACACAUUGGUCAAGUAUUGCAAUGUGCUAUGGAGUCGUAUAAACUUGCAUUUUAGCCUUUGCCUGAUGUGAAUAUUUUGGAUCUAAAACAAAUCUUGCACUGCUUUGCACAGUGAAAAACAAUAAUCAUGAGUUCAAACAGCAGAAAAUACAGUUGCUCAGCAACUGUGUCAUGUGUUUUAUACAUGCAAGUCUGUUUGGAAAGUGCUGUAUUGGAAAAUGUAUAUUUUGUGAAUGAAUAAUCAUUAAAUCACUGAAAUAUAUACAGUAUGUAUACAUCAAGAUCAAUACCACAGUCAUGUUUAUAUGGUAACUACAGCACUGCAGCCAGCAGGUGAUAUGUCAGUCAGUGACUAUAAUAGUUCAAGUUUGUCACUUCCUGAUAAACCGGUAGGGACUUUUAUAACAUUUUCAGUGUAUAGACAUGAGAGUGGUAUCAAUCCUCUCAUCUAACUCUUAGCAAGAAAGUGAAUGCAUGUAUUUCCCAAAAUGUAGAAUGCAGUUUUGCAGUUUUUGAGUGAUUAGAUAUGUUCAUACCAAAAAAAAAAGUUGGUCUUCCCUUUUUGCUCCACUCAGCUUUAACAUUUCACAAUGGAUGUUUUUAAAACUGGCCUCAAUCUCAGCAGGUGUUCAGAUUCAGAUUUAUGCUGGUUAGUGAUGCAGUUGAGGACUUACAACCACAACUUUAAAUGCUCUAUACACCUAAGGUUCACCUCCGCAGGUGUUCUCCAGCCCUCACUGUGCAUAAAGGUGCACAGCUAUGCAGGACUUCAAUUACUGUAUAAACUUAGGUGACGUGUUGUUUUCAAUGUAGCUCCAACCAUCUUCAACCUAAGGUCUAAUUAGCAAGAUUAAAAAACACCCACCUGUGUGGGCGUGCAUGGCCUUUAACUUUAAAAACUGAUUGACUUUGUCCUAACAAUAGUCUUGCAUUGCCAGACCUAUCUCCACAACCUAACAAUGAAACUAAAGAUGAAGCCAUUAAAUACAUUAACUUUAAGUAAAGUAUUUGUUUAAAAGGGAUUUUAUGAAUUGUAAAGUUUGCUUUUAUGCCUGCAAUGCUUUCAGAAACAUUUUUGGGGACUUUUUUAUACGAGAGAAAGCAUUAAAUUGUCUGUCAGAAGAUUUGCUACUAGUGAUCAAAAGAAAGAUGGAAGUGGAAACAAAACACCAAAAUAAGGCUUUUCAUCUUAUACAAGAGGAGUUGAGCUGCGGUUGAGAUGUUUGUUACCUGAUAAAGAUGCCCCCAGAUGUCUCCAUACAAUAUAUCUUGGUCACCACUGGACACUUGUGGAAAAACCAGAGGAAUUCAAAAGCACGUCUGGGCUGCUCUGCUUUCCUGGCUGGAACUGCAGGAAAUAUGCAUACAGCUAGAAAGUGGAUGGAUUAACAGAAGUAUGAAUAACAUGAAAUUAUUGACUUUAUUUAUAACUCUGAACAGUUUGGAGUAAAUGAUUUCCAUCUUGGGUAAAAUAUCUAUAGACUCUCCAAAGGAGCAGCCAGUCAGCUGAGGUCUUAUUCCACUCAGAUCUACUAAAUAUCUUAAAUCUUUUCCAUGAGCUUCCUUUAUUUUAGUUUUUUCUUCAUUUGGAAAUGCUUCCACAGACGCAUGCAGACACAAUCCUGUGGGCAGUGAGCUCAUGGAGGCGUGUCUGAGAAAAACUGCCAGAAGCAGAGGCAGUCGGAUUCAAGGCAGACAAUAAAAUCAAAAUCCAACUAUGAUGCCAUGGAGAACUGGAAGAGGUAUUUACACAGCUUAACACGUGACCAAGUCCAUCUGCAAGCAGUGAAAUUACAACAUAUAGUUAUGCCUUCCUGUUGAAGAGUGAAUAUUUUUUCCUGUUUCCAGCUUUGUGUUAGCAGUUUGUCUAUUUUACUGUCUGUCAUGUUGAACAUAUAACACAAUAUUAAAUUUUCUCAUUUCUAAAAGGACAACAAUGCAAAGCAAUCUCAAUAUACUGUAUGAAUGACCAAAUCAACCUUCCUUCUUGAUCUUCCUUGACUAUUUUUUAGAUCCACUAACCCCUCUAAGUUCUGUGUUUUUAGUGCCAUCUAUGACAUCAGAAAAUAACCCCAUAGCACAUAAUUAUGUUUAACUUUAAGGAGGAAAAUACACUUAGCAGUGGGCUCAUCUUGGCCAGUGACACAGUCUACCUUGGCUGCUCAAACAAUGGCAAUAACUGACGUCCCACCGCUAAUCAGCUCCAAAGUGUAGCUUACACACAGCCAUGAACUAAUUACCAGGAAACCCUCAGACUUAUCUAUUUCCAUUUAUGUAUACAAAUCCUGACAUGUUUACUCUGAUGAAAUCGGCUCACGACCUGGCUCACUCUGCUCUUUUUCCAUGUACUCUUCAUCUCUUACUUAUUCUAAGAUCACAUGACAUUUGACACAUUGUUGAAUAAAAACAAGCAGCUCAUCUUUCACACAAGCUCAACAUCCCCUUUUCUUCCUUAAGUAGAUAGCCCAUUUGGGGGCUCAGUCUGACAUGAAAAUUAGCCGUCAAAUAUACACCUGUGUUUAUAGUGUAUUCUUUUCCAUUUUAUCUCUGUGUUUUGUUUAACCUGUAUAAUCUGGUAUGAAUAAAAUGAAGAUUAAACCAAAAA